Molecule: messenger RNA, 117 nt
Organism: Phytophthora nicotianae INRA-310
Lineage: Eukaryota; Oomycota; Peronosporomycetes; Peronosporales; Peronosporaceae
Exons: 2
Coding region: 1-117 (38 amino acids)
Source: RefSeq, a predicted model, not a curated record
AUGGCAGUCAAACCCAUAACCACCCACCUUCUCGAGAUAUACGCGUGCACGUCACUCAUCGUCAACGUGCAGCCAAGACCGAUCAUCCUGGACGUAUGCUACACUGAUUCACUCUGA